AUGCCGAAGGAUCUGCUUGAGAAACAAGUUUUGGGUUUCAAACAUGCGCUAACUAGUAGACUGCUUCUGAAUAAAGGAACUAAACCGAAGCCUGCAAUGAUGCUUAAGAAGGAGUUACAGGAUCUGUGGGGGAUUUCGCCCAAUUGGAAGCUAAUACCUUUAGGCAAAGGUUACUACACGUUUGUUUUCCAGAACGAUACGGACAAGGCGUUGGCUAAAUCUAAAUAUGUUUGGGAAGUGAUCAAUGGACAUCUUCGUGUUCGGGAAUGGUCGAGGAAUUUUGAUCCUUUUAAGGAACAUUCUUCUUUGGCGAAUGUUUGGGUGCGGAUUCAUUAUUUGCCUAUUGAAUAUUGGCAUGAGGAGGUUAUUGCUGGAGUGGCGAGAUAUGUCGAUCAUCCCAUACGCAUCGACGGAGCUUCAACGACAAGGGAUUUUGGGCAGUUUGCUCGUGUUCUAGUUGAACUAAAUAUGGCUAAACCCUUACCUAAUACUCUUCUUUUUGAUGCUGAUGAUCAUGCUUUCCAUAUUGAGUUUUCUUAUGAACAGUUGCCUCAUUAUUGUCCCAGGUGUAAAAUCAUGGGACACUCUCCUGACAAAUGUCAGAAAAUAAAGCCUACGCAGGUCAAAGAAAGGAGGAUGGAGGUUGCUGCCACUUCUAAACAAAAACAAUGGCAGGAGAUUCCGGAAAACGCCCAGGAUAAGGGUGAUUCGGAGCAGCCUGAGGGCACUUCUGAUCCGCAACCGCUGGAGCAACAAAAUGCCACGAGGCAGGAGAAUAUUCAGAAUAUUCAGAAUGAAAGACGUUUGUCGGGGUCAGAACUUCUGGAGAUUAUAACUAAACCUGUGCACACGCCUGUCUACGAUAAUCCUCUUAGAGAGUAUGUUUCUGAGAGCUCUGAGGAAGAUGAAACUAUUAUAGCAGAUGAAAGAUCUCAUAUUUCAUGUGAAAAACCCGAAGUUAUCGCUAUGGAGAACGCGAUGAAAGCUCAACGUCUGGAGCAGAUCUUGGCUAUUGCGCAGGCUCCUAUAUCUACGGAGGUUAAGGCAACUAAACGGGGGCACGGCAGACCACCUAAACAGGAUACUUAA
Messenger RNA from Salvia miltiorrhiza (redroot sage), 1089 nucleotides. RefSeq lists its product as uncharacterized. The transcript is spliced from 2 exons. Bases 1 to 1089 code for a protein of 362 amino acids. NCBI's taxonomy places the organism in Eukaryota, Viridiplantae, Streptophyta, Magnoliopsida, Lamiales, Lamiaceae. The record is from RefSeq and is a predicted model, not a curated record.